Molecule: messenger RNA, 1584 nt
Organism: Sclerotinia sclerotiorum 1980 UF-70
Lineage: Eukaryota; Fungi; Ascomycota; Leotiomycetes; Helotiales; Sclerotiniaceae
Exons: 4
Coding region: 1-1584 (527 amino acids)
Biological process (GO): reciprocal meiotic recombination
Source: RefSeq, a predicted model, not a curated record
AUGUCUCAAUUCUUCUCGCAAGAGUCUCAUCUCACUUUUCAGCAAUCACAACAAAAUCUAACCAUUGUUGUUCCUCUCGUUAAGUUCUCGUGCUCUUCAGUCAAUCAGGGUAGUACCACAGGUAUUCAAUGGAGUCACUACUUGAGGAACGAUCUCGAGCUUGUGAUUCAAGAGAUGCAAAAUGGAAGUUCUGGAAAUGAAAAGAAUCUAAUGAUGAAAGUGGUGGCCGGUGCGGAUUAUCUGGAAGAACAAAAUUUGGACGACAUUGCAAGGAACUAUAAGGAUUUCAUCCCAUCACCAGGUAGCCGCAAUCCCGUCGACGUAGUGGUCAAGCGUCCAAUUCUUGCACUGCGCUAUCCAAAGCGUAAUAAUUCCGCCAUGUCCAUAACUUCAUUCAUGCCUCACUCUAAACCAUCUAUCGAAACGCUUAAGAAAAAGCAAGCACUAUACACCAGUCAAAUCGGGAGACAGCAACAAGAGAUACAACCCUCAAAUCUCAUAGUGCCUUCAUCAAACGACAUUUCUUCAAGUCAUUCUGCAUAUCGGAGCCCGGUCUUUUUGCCGAACCAUGAAGGGUCGCCCUCUACUUCGCGGUUUUUCGAAACUGGAAAAACACAAUACCUGCUCAAUAGGCUAGCCUCAUUCUCUUCUGUCGAUGACACAAAUAAUCUUAGACACAACGGACACGGGCCUGUGCUAGAUAGCUUCAGCCCAUCCGAGUGUCAACCAUUGGCUCGUCCAGCAGAGUAUCCUAUAUUCAGUUCCCUUGGAAAACGCCUGUUACCUCUCUCAACUGACCAUGAUAUCUGCUCUGGCUUUCUCAUACCGCCAAAGCGUCAAUUGCCGUUCGCCACAGUGAAAGAUCCUUCAAGAUCUGAAUCUGUAUCUGCUAUAGAACCCAAUCAACCCGUUGAAGCUCCGGGUCAGCGAAAGAGGUCACUCAAAGAAUUAUCUGAUGCGAACUCAUCAAAUACGGUUACCACAACUACUGAAAAGCCAACAAAGAGACGCUUCGCGAGUCGAAAAGCCAUGCACCUACAAGAAAUCGAUGACCGAUUAACCAAACCUGUACCUUCAACAGAUGUUUUGGCAGGUAAUAGCCUUGGUGUGCCCAUACUGUCUGGACAGCCGUCCCCUCUUGCACUGUGGACUGUCGCCGCACUGGCCCCCUCAAAUCUACCUUCGAAAUUGCAAGAAAAAGAAAUCUCCGCUACACAACGACUUUUAUCAACUCCUCACGAUAAACCCACGGCUCGAAAAAUGGCAGAGAGGUCUACUCAAACUCAAACUCUUUCAGGUCGGGAUCAUACUGCAGCUCUCAAAUCUACGCGGAGUGCUUCUCUUGUAGAGGUUCCGUCAAACUUUCCAGCAGCUUUUGUAUUACAAGAGGACUUAGACCUAUUUAUAUCAAGGUAUAGUUCUCGCUCGCAAAUAAACUUACCCCCAAAUUAUAACAAAGUUCCCGCCGAGGAACGUCAUAAAAUGCUCAAUGAUUUCAUCUUAAAAAAUCUAGAGAAUGAGGAUUUUCAUAAGAUGGCUAAGGAUACAGAUGCUUCUGCGCGUAGGGUGGGUCUCACGAGAUAA